GUCGGAACUGAAGAAAAGAACGUAACCAUGGCCGGACGCAGAGCUGCACUCAAAGCAAUCGACUGGAUGGCGUUUGCCGAGAGGGUCCCACCAAAUCAAAAGGCAAUGUUCAACGCCCUCAAGACCAGAAGCGACGCCGUCGCUGGAAAGUUAGCCUCCCUUCCAGAAAAGCCUCCAACCAUCGACUGGGCCUUCUACCGUGCUGCAGUUCAGAAAGCUGGUAUGGUCGAUGAAUUUGAGAAGAAGUUUAGCUCCAUCACUGUCCCUGUUCCAAAGGAUACCCAGACUGAGAAGAUUAACGCACAGGAACAAGAGUCUGUUAAGCAUGCUCAAACCUACAUUCAAGAAUCCAAGACUCGGGUGUCUCAGUAUGAAAAAGAGCUAGAGAGGUACGUAAACAUGAUACCUUUUGACCAGAUGACCUUUGAGGAUCUACAUGAAGCUUUCCCCGAAACCAGACUGGACAAGGAGAAGCAUCCAUACUGGCCACACAAGCCAAUCAGUGAACUGUAACAUGUUUGACCACUUAACUAACUGUCCUUCUAGUUAAUAAAACAGAGAGCGUAUUACUCACUUGCUCUGCCUUCUUGUCAAUGCUUGCAUUAAAACAUUUUAGUACGCUUA
Molecule: messenger RNA, 624 nt
Organism: Xenopus laevis (African clawed frog)
Lineage: Eukaryota; Metazoa; Chordata; Amphibia; Anura; Pipidae
Gene: atp5pd.S
Product: ATP synthase peripheral stalk subunit d S homeolog
Biological process (GO): proton motive force-driven ATP synthesis; proton transmembrane transport
Cellular component (GO): proton-transporting ATP synthase complex; mitochondrial inner membrane
Molecular function (GO): proton transmembrane transporter activity
Source: RefSeq, marked predicted